UUGGUGACCUUCAAGGAUGUGGCAGUGACCUUUACCUGGGAAGAGUGGGGACAGCUUGACCUGGACCAGAGGACCCUGUACCGGGAGGUGAUGCUAGAGACCUGCAGGCUCCUGGUCUCACUGGGGCAUCCAGUUCCCACACCAGAGUUGAUCCACCUGCUGGAGCACAAGCAGGAGCUAUGUACGGUGAGGAGAGGCCUCUCACAUAGGCCCUGCCCAGGUGACAGAGCAAAACUUCAGACCAGAGAGCCAAGCUCUUCUCAGUCCAUUUUGUCUGAGGGAGCCUUGCUCCAGAGAAGCCUGACUCAGGGAUCUUCAAGGGACUCCAGCUUGGGACAAGCCAGGGACCAGGAAGGGCUUCUGGAAAUGCAGAGAGAUCAAUGGAGGCCAGAGACAGACCCCCACAAGGAGACCCAUCCUGGGGAAACACGCCUUGAAGAUGAUGGUUUGGGAACACAUGAUAGUCUGUGCUCCAGGGUGUUACAGGAGAAAGUUCCUCAGGGAGAUGUCCUCCAUGAAUGUGACGCACAGGGACCAGAAAAAGGCCCCAUGAUUCAUGCUGGAAGUAACCUCUACAAAUGCAAGCAAUGCGGGAAAGGUUUUAACAGGAAGUGGUACCUUGUUCGACAUCAGCGAGUUCACACUGGCAUGAAGCCCUAUGAAUGCAAUGCAUGUGGGAAAGCCUUUAGCCAGAGCUCAACCCUCAUUCGGCAUUACCUCAUUCACACGGGGGAGACACCAUACAAGUGCAUGGAGUGUGGGAAGGCCUUCAAACGCAGGUCCUACCUCCUGCAGCACCAUCCGAUUCACACUGGGGAGAAGCCCUACGAGUGCAGUCAGUGUGGAAGGGCCUUCACCCACCGCUCUACUUUCAUUCGCCACAGUAGGACCCACACUGGAGAAAAACCCUUUGAGUGCAAAGAAUGUGAGAAAUCAUUUAGCAAUAGAGCACACCUAAUUCAACACUCCAUCAUCCACACUGGAGUGAAGCCCUAUGAGUGCAGUGAGUGUAGAAAGGCCUUCAGAUGCAGCUCAGAACUCGUGCAGCAUCAGCGGAUUCACACUGGGGAGAAGCCCUAUGAGUGCACUCAGUGUGGGAAAGCCUUUCACCGGAGCACGUACCUCCUUCAGCACUCUGUCAUCCACACUGGGGAGACACCAUACAAAUGCCUCGCGUGUGGGAAGGCCUUCAAACGUAGGUCACACCUCCUGCAGCACCAGCGGGUUCACACUUGAGAGACCCAGUGAGUGCCCUGAAUGUGGAAAGGCCUUCACCCACUGAUCCUCUUGUCUUUCAGAAGGGGAU
Ceratotherium simum simum (southern white rhinoceros) is the source of this 1306-nucleotide messenger RNA. It is a transcript of the gene ZNF550, whose product is annotated as zinc finger protein 550. NCBI's taxonomy places the organism in Eukaryota, Metazoa, Chordata, Mammalia, Perissodactyla, Rhinocerotidae. The record is from RefSeq and is a predicted model, not a curated record. Gene Ontology annotation, biological process: regulation of DNA-templated transcription.